GGGAAAAAGAAGAAGAAGAAUAAACUGUCAAAAACUAAAACACUUUUUGUAGGUAAAAAAAAAUUAAAUUUAGCAAUAGAAGCCAAGUUAGUAGAAAAAAAUGCCGCUACCACUAAUUAUGCAGAACGCCGUGGAGCCAAUGCAGGUGGACGUGGAGGCGGUGGACAACGAAAAUCACGAGGAGGACACGUACGUCGUGGAGAAUCCCACAAUGGACCUAGAAGUGUACGCAAACUCCUACACAGGACUCGCUAAAUCCUACCGCCUCAUGUACAUUGCUGAUCACUGUCCCACACUACGGCUGGAGGCCCUCAAGAUGGCCAUCAGCUACGUGAUGACCACAUACAAUGUGAGUCUGUACCAGUUGCUGCACAAGAAGUUGGCCGACAUGAAUGUUGGCGCCUCGCUGCCGGAUGUAGCGCAGGGGGGUGCAGCUGCAGGUGGGGCAGGAGCAGCGGGAGCCGGGGCGGGGGCACCGAGUCAAGAUGUGCCGACAUUCGAUACAAUGUGGGCGGAGACGAAGAGCAAAAAGGCUGCGCUGAAGCUGGAAAAGUUGGACAAUGAUCUGAAGAAUUACCGAAGUAACUCCAUCAAGGAGAGCAUUAGGCGCGGGCACGAUGACCUGGGGGAUCACUACCUCAACUGCGGGGACCUCUCGAAUGCCCUCAAGUGCUACUCACGCGCACGGGAUUACUGUACGAGUGGCAAGCAUGUGGUCAAUAUGUGUCUCAAUGUGAUCAAGGUGUCCAUCUACCUGCAAAACUGGUCGCAUGUCCUCAGCUACGUCUCCAAGGCGGAGAGUACCCCGGACUUUGCCGAAGGUAACAGCAAGGAUGCCAAUCAGGCCGUCCUGACGCGUCUCAAAUGUGCCGCAGGGUUAGCAGAGUUGGCCACGAAGAAGUACAAAUCAGCCGCAAAGCACUUCAUCCACGCCAACUUUGAUCACUGCGACUUCCCCGAGAUGAUCAGCAGCAGCAAUGUCGCCAUGUACGGCGGCCUCUGUGCUCUGGCCACAUUCGAUCGGCAGGAAUUGCAGAAAAACGUCAUCUCGUCGUCAUCGUUCAAGCUCUUCCUGGAGCUUGAGCCCCAACUGCGGGAUAUCAUUUUCAAGUUCUACGAAUCCAAGUAUGCGUCGUGCCUGCGCCUCCUCGAUGAGAUUCGUGACAAUUUACUCCUGGACAUGUACAUUGCGCCCCACAUUAAUGCCCUGUACACACAGAUACGCAAUAGGGCGCUCAUUCAGUACUUCAGCCCCUACCUAUCGGCGGAUCUCCGGAAGAUGGCCACAGCCUUCAAUCGCACCGUGGCAGCGCUGGAGAAUGAGGUGAUGCAACUCAUUCUCGAUGGGCAAAUCCAGGCGCGCAUUGAUUCGCACAAUAAGAUUCUCUAUGCAAAGGAUGCGGAUCAGCGCAGCUCCACCUUCGAGAAGGCCAUCAAUGUGGGCAAGGAGUACCAGAGGAGGACGCGAAUGCUCAUCCUCCGGGCGGCCAUGCUCAAAGUUCAGAUUCACGUCAAGAAUCAACCCCGUGAUAGUGGGAAUCACACUGCGGAGAUUUGCGUGGCUUCCGGAUCUAGUAACACCACCACCAAUGCCGUAAGCGGUGGAGGACUCCGCAAUUAAGGUGUACGCGUGCGUCUCCUCUUCCUCCUGGCCAGGACAAGAAGAAGAAGAAGGAAAAACUAUCCCAGAAUCAUUUUGCUGAUGAAGCUUCUUUUGAUGAGAAACAGACACACACAACACACAAACAUUUGGAUUAAAAACGGCAGAUCUAUUUCAAUGAA
This is a messenger RNA of Lutzomyia longipalpis, 1782 nucleotides long. Its product is annotated as COP9 signalosome complex subunit 1b-like. The record is from RefSeq and is a predicted model, not a curated record. The transcript is spliced from 3 exons. Bases 101 to 1621 code for a protein of 506 amino acids. Lineage: Eukaryota; Metazoa; Arthropoda; Insecta; Diptera; Psychodidae. Gene Ontology annotation, cellular component: COP9 signalosome.